GUGGAGACCGCGGACGCCGUGUUCAUCCACAUGAAGAGCAUUCCGAGCCGAGAGAAGCUCCUCCGCGACCUGCGUCCCCGCGACCCGUCUCAGCCCUGGAUCAUGUUCGAGGCCGAGACCCACUUCAUCGCCUCCACCAAGUACAAAGUGAACUACCGGACCCUGAACGGCGUCUUCAACCGCACCAUGUACUACCGCCGUGACGCAGACAUCCUGUUCAACCACGGCUUCAUCGUGGGGCGAGGCGACGACGCCAGCCUCCUGCCGAGGCACUGGGUCCGGGAGCCCCUGGUGCACAGGGCGAACGUGACGGGGCGAAUCGCAGUGGCCUUCAUCUCCAACUGCAGAGCGCGCAGCAAUCGCCUUCUCUACAUCAACGAGCUGCAGAAGUACACCACCGUCGACGUGUACGGCAGGUGCGGGAGGCUGAAGUGCGGGAAAUCGCGCUAUGCCGAGCACGAGUAUCGGGUGGACCAGGAUCCCUGUUUGCGAGCCGCGGCGGACAAGUACCUGUUCUACCUGGCCUUCGAGAACGCCAUUUGCGACGACUACGCCACGGAGAAGCUGUACAACCUGAUGUUCUACCCGCUGGUGCCCGUGGUGUUCGGAGGGGCCAACUACGACGACCUUCUUCCCCCCAACUCGUACAUCGACGCCAGGCAGUACGCGCCUUCGGAACUGGCCGAGAAAUUGCAGCAUUUGGCGGAGCACCCACAGGAAUACCAGACUUACCUAGAGUGGAGGAAGUACUACCAGCCUUCCACUGUGGGAGGCAGCCGUGUCCUCUGCGACCUGUGCACACGACUCUACGACCAAGCCUUCUACGAGGAGAACACAAUUGGAGAUUUUUACGACUGGUUUGUGACGAAAUCUCACUGCACGCCCUGGGUCGCUGCGAACGGCACGGGCCAACGGGUUGCCUAGAAGGGGACGGCGGGGUUCAUAGGCAGGCAUUA
This is a messenger RNA of Penaeus vannamei (Pacific white shrimp), 956 nucleotides long. The record is from RefSeq and is a predicted model, not a curated record. NCBI's taxonomy places the organism in Eukaryota, Metazoa, Arthropoda, Malacostraca, Decapoda, Penaeidae.